Gambusia affinis (western mosquitofish) is the source of this 1027-nucleotide messenger RNA. RefSeq lists its product as uncharacterized. The record is from RefSeq and is a predicted model, not a curated record. Gene Ontology annotation, molecular function: 2,4-dienoyl-CoA reductase (NADPH) activity. Lineage: Eukaryota; Metazoa; Chordata; Actinopteri; Cyprinodontiformes; Poeciliidae. Gene Ontology annotation, biological process: fatty acid beta-oxidation. Bases 363 to 956 code for a protein of 197 amino acids. Gene Ontology annotation, cellular component: mitochondrion. The transcript is spliced from 6 exons.
GAUUUUAUGGGUAAAACAGCCGAACUGGAACCCGAAAUAACCCACGUUCCUCCAUUAUCUAUAAUCUCACAUCUUUAGUCAAACUGAGAGCAUAAAGUUAUUGAAGCGCAACUAAAUAUCUGAAUCAACUCCUUUACUUGAGGCGGUUCCAGAUGGAUGAUGUUCUGAAAAGUUCAGAAUGAAACAUCUUCCUGCUAAACCACAGCAAUUCUCAAAGGAGAAUAAAGUUUAAAGCCUGGUUUAAGGCGGCGGUGAUCUCCAGAGACGGCGGCCGACUGGAGAAACUCCGGGCCUUCGUCUCUCCCAGCAGCAAGGACAACCUCAUCGCUGUAGUGGGGGACGUGGGUGAGUUGGCCCACAGCAUGAUGCUUCUCCUGGUGAAUGGAGGCUCAGAGGACGGAGCGCAGCAGGCGAAGCAGCAGCUGCUGCAGCACGUGGGGAAGGUGACGGACGUGGUUUCUGCCCUGGGCUUCAGCUGGUGGCAGGGCGGCCCGCCACACACCCAGACCCUCCAGGACCUGCAUUGGGUUUUGGACGCGCUGCUGUUCAGCACCUUCGUCUCCUGGAAGACGUUCUUUCCCCUUGUGAGAGACGAUCCGUCCUGUAGCUACACCUUCAUCACAGGGGGAGCCGGAGAGCAGCUGCUGAUGCCGGGAACUGGCUUCCUGACGGUCGGCGCCGCCAGCGCGCUGGCCUUCUGCCAGGUGCUGCGAGACGAAUACCCGCAGGUAGACUGCAGGCUGUGCCAGUUCUUCCAGCCUCCCCUUCCUCUCCAACAGGUGAAGAUCAACACAGGUGUGGCGACUCCGGAGCGCCUGGGGCCUGGCUACCUGAACCAUCUGGACCUGGGCGUUGCCGUGGCAACCUUGGUGGAGCGAGGAAGCUCCUCCCACUGCGUGUUCACCAUCGGCAGCCCUGCGGACCUGCAGACCCAGCUACUGGACGGGAAUCUCUAGAACCCAAGAGAAACCAGUUCUGGUUCCUUCCAGAUUCAGGCUAAAAAAAUUUCUGUAAACAGAACCGAAUA